AUGCUGUCCACCCAGCCGCCGCAGCAGCAGCAGGACAGAUUAAUCCAAAGUCAUCCGGAAGAUGAUGCAACUUCUCUAUUCUCUUCAUCAUCUCUAGACAACCAUCCGUACACAUUGAAUAAUGAGAUGAUCAGUUGGCAUGACAUUCACACAGUACAAGAAGGUGUAAUUCCAAAUACUAUUCUGAGUACUAGUACUACUAGCUUUGAGUACGAUGAUCAUCAGCGAUCUGGGCCUUCACCGGAAAAGUGCUGCCGUGACUCAAUGCCAACGGAGGAGGAGGAGGAGGAGGAGGUGGAGGCAGAUGAUGACACCAAGACAUUGGACACGACAUGGAAGACCAUCAUGGAUGGGCAAGGCAAGGCAAGCGGUAAGCACCUCAAAAAGAGUGACACUUGGGACACGCCUCCUCGCCUAACCGGCCGGCAAUUGGCCAUCACAAAUACCAAAUUCAAAGUCCCACAACGUCAAUUGAAUCAAUGUAACUUGGAUGAUGAUCACGAUGACGAGGACGAUGCAGUGACAUGGGCUCGACGGGAGCUCAAGAAAUCGGACACGUUUAGCGACAGGGUGUCUUUGAGAAGAGAAAAGUCGAUCACUCAGGAAGAGUUGAACCAGCGAGCAGAGGCCUUCAUCAAGAAGAUCAACAAUGACAUCAGACUCGAGAGGCUAGAAUCUGAUCAACGCCGUUUCAGGGAGAUUGCUAGCGCUGGCAUUUAG
Molecule: messenger RNA, 720 nt
Organism: Pyrus x bretschneideri (Chinese white pear)
Lineage: Eukaryota; Viridiplantae; Streptophyta; Magnoliopsida; Rosales; Rosaceae
Exons: 1
Coding region: 1-720 (239 amino acids)
Source: RefSeq, a predicted model, not a curated record